Molecule: messenger RNA, 956 nt
Organism: Thalassophryne amazonica
Lineage: Eukaryota; Metazoa; Chordata; Actinopteri; Batrachoidiformes; Batrachoididae
Cellular component (GO): mitochondrion
Molecular function (GO): glycine N-acyltransferase activity
Source: RefSeq, a predicted model, not a curated record
GAUGUUUUAAGUUUCCACUUGAGCUUUGAAUAAAACUUGCAGCACCAAUGGCUGACUUUCUUUUUGGUUUACACCAUUUGUUUCAUGUCUAAGGUUUAUGGCUAUUUGAUCCUCAAGAACCGAGUCAGAUCAGACCCUGUACGGGUUUUAGUGGACCGAAGGCCAGAAUUUGGCGUAAUCAUCAUUCAGCCCCAGUGUGAACAGAAGGGUGACCUCUUCAAAGGCAUUGCAGUUUUUGCAGUUGAUGAAGCUCAUCUGAAGGAAAUCAUACGUACUUUGUUUGUUGACUGGAUGGCAUAUAACUGUCUUGCAAUCAGCCUCCAGUAUAUGAAGUUACUCAAGGAUGCAGCUUCAGAAAGACAGGUACACUGCCACAAACGGGCAGUGUGCCACAUAAUGAUCCUGGAGGAUGUAUCCCACCUCGCCUCUGUAGACAGUGCAAGUCUGUCACUGGGCUCUCUGGAUGAAUCCCAUGGCUUGGUGAGUCAGGCAUGGAAAUAUGGAGAGGACAAUGCUGCCAGGAUGAUCCGGAACAUGGUCGCAAACUUCCCCUCCCUGUGUGUGUUGAAUGCAGAAAGACAGCCUGUGGCCUGGAUUGUGACCUAUCCCUCAUGUGCUAUGGGGAUGUUGUACACUAAACCAGAGUAUAGACGGAGAAGCUAUGCCAAAGUCCUGGCCACUACACUGGCAAAGAGACUGCAUGGUGAGGAGCCUGCGGUGUACUGCUUCAUAGAAGAGGAAAAUCUGACGUCCUAUAGGCUCUUCAAAACGGGCUUUACUCAAGAUCCUUCACACAGGGAAGCCUGGUUUCACAUUGGUCAGUCUUAGUAUAUCAGUCAAGUGUGUUGUUGCACAUUUAAAAUUAAGUGAACUUCUGAUUACUGAGUGUGCUAUGAUCAGUUUCUACUGGAGUGCAAAAUGGGGCAAUGCUCACUAAAAGUAUUAGUAAGAACCCA